GCUCCCCCCGCCGACCAUGAAGAACCCGGUGCCGCAGGCGGCCUCGCUGCUGCUGGAGAAGCUGCUGCUCCUCGUCCACGUCCGCCCGCUGCCGGCGGGCUCCGGCGGAGAACCGCCGCCGGCCCCCAGCUACUACGACACCAGCUGCUUCAAGCGGGGCGACCUGCUGGAGGUGCCCCGCACCCUCUUCGUCCACUUCGGCAUCUACCUGGGCGAGAACCGCGUCGCCCACCUGAUGCCCGACAUCCUGCCCGUCCUCACCGGCGACCGGCGGCAGAUCCAGCAGGUGGUGACCAACAAGCGGCUCAUCCUGGGCGUCAUCGCCAGGACGGCCAGCAUCCGCGUGGACACGGUGGAGGACUUCGCCUACGGCGGCAGCAUCCUGGUCAACCACAUGGACCGGCUCUUCGAGGACCAGGUGCUGGCCAGCGAGGAGGCGGCGCGCCGGGCCGAGAAGCUGGUGGGCGCCACGGCCUACAGCUUGCUCUGGAACAACUGCGAGCACUUCGUCACCUACUGCCGCUACGGAGCCCCGGUCAGCUUCCAGACGGACAAGUUCUGUGAGACUGUGAAGAUGAUUAUUCGGGACCAGAGGAGUGUACUUGCUUCGGUGCUUGUGGGACUAGCAUCAAUAGUCUGCCUGGGUUUGGCACCCUCCACCACGCUCCCCACUAUCUUCAUUCCCUUCAUUCUGUGGAUGGCUGGCUAACGGCCUGCUCGGAAGCUCGCAGCCGCUGUCUGUAUAUAGGAUGUAUGCUACUGUAUUUAUGAAAGCAUCAGUGUCACGUAAAGUUUCUUAACCUUGUGUGCUGUUUUUAAAUACAGCUUUGUCUAGAACGCAGUGCACAAGGCAUAGCUUACUGUGUAAGCCGAAUAAUAGAUUUCCUGAAUCUCUGUUGGUACAUUUUAACACACCUUGAAAUCAUGAAAAAGUAGGGUUGCGAUGCAGUUCUGCUCCUUGCCAUUAGCCAUAAGUGAUUCUGGUAAUGCUUUCACAUUCUUCAGUUUCUUGGUUGCAUAUCCAGGGGCCAUAACUAUUAAUAAAAAUGGAUGAUGGUGUUCCACAAAGUGAAGGAUGUGGAGAACAAACUACUUGCCUUUUCCUUAGAUACAGCGUAUAUUCAGAAGUCACUGUCUUCAUUCACUAGAAUAUCCAUUAGUGGAGAUACAAGUAAGUAAACUGCCUCGAUUUGAUAGCAAAGAAGAAAAAACAGCUCUAGGCUGGGUGCUGCGGGAACACAUCUGGCCGGAUCAGCUGUAGUCAUUUCCCUUCUGGGAAGUUUUCACAAAUCUCUCAUUUGUAUGACUUGUAUAAACACUUGCUAUGGUGUUGAACAACUUUUUAACUGGAUUAGUGGUAAGGAAAGACAGCAAUUCCUCAGCGUUUUCCUUGCUACUGGUAGUGGUUAGUAUGGCUAAUACAAAUGGCUACAGAGGGGUUUUUUGAGAUGCAGGAAGAAACAAGCUUGCUGUAUGACAACUAGUGACAUACAAAUGUUGGAAGUUUCCAGCGUGCCAGGGCACAUGGCAGGGAGGUGGAGGACAGAUGCUCAUUCUAGUUCCUGCCUUCCCUCAGCACUGGGACCAAUGUGGAUGCCAUAAAGCAUCAGGGAUCACUGGAGCAGUUUCUGUGCUGGCUGUAUUGUCAUUUUGGAUAUUGCCUUAAAACAACAUGCUGUCACGUGAAAGAUGACAUGUCUUUCUGCACUCGUCCCUUGUGAAUAAGUAUUCACUCGCCAGCAGUUGGUGCUAAAAACGUUUUCGUCUUCUGUUGAGGCCUUUCCAUUUAUCAAUAACUUGUAAAGUUGGACUUGAAAUCAAGUUCAUCUAGCCAAUUGUUUGAGCGCUAAAAACCUUUGCUAUUUUUUUUCUUAGCAAUGUCUUGAUGUAUGCAGAGAAAUUGUUCAGCAGCUGGAAUGCCUUGCCUGCGAUACACGCACUUACACGUUCACGCGCUAUGCUUGCCUUCCUUUCUGGUCAGAGGCAAAUACGGUGGUGUCUUCAGCAAGGACUUCUGUGAGUGGUGUUCAGUAUCCCGUCAUCAGCACUGCUACUGAAGCGGCCACUUUCCCUGGUUUUAGAUUCGUUUAACCAUGCUGUAUAAACCCAUCCUCCUUGCCCUAGACCUUACAGCUGCUUGAAGAUUGGAUUCUUGAACUGUCAGUCUAUCUGGCCGCUUUCUAAUCAUCUUCUUCUGGCUGCUCCACUCUAACCGACGAAGAAUGUAAAGACUGGGGUGAAAUUCCAGGCUGUUAGGAGACGGCAGCAUGACUGCUGCUGCCAUCAACCAAGGGAGGAUUUCAGCCCAGCUUUCAGUACGCAUUCAAUCUGCAGCCCAGCUCCAAGCAGCUGGAUAUCAAUUACUGCUGGAUCCUUGCAACUUCUGUUCCGCUUUCAAAGAUUGCCAUGUGUAGUGUAACUGUUUCUGGUAAACUUUUCAAAUUAAGGUGUUUUUUAAUUAACAUGAAUUGCUUUUUCAUCGUGUAUGUGUUAGUAAUAUUGACAUAAAUACUAGUGUGUUUUUUUUACUUGCUGUGUGUAAGGUAUGAACUGUAGUCAUUACUGUAAUUAUAUAAAUAGAAUUUAUUCAUUUAAAAAUGUCUACCGGUCUCUUGAAAUGGAGUGUAAUGCUAUAGCAUUACUCUUAACGUACCCCAGUAGGGCACUGAACAGUCCAUUAACAUGCAGUUACAUGGUGUCUGAUUACAGGUAGGCUUUUCUUUUCCCCUUUAUUUACUUGGGAUUUAUAAGCAUUCCAGUAAUUCUUACAAUUCACUUAUGCAAUAAACAACGGGGUCAUGACCAGUAUCCAAAUCAUAAGUGGGAUUGUUGGAAGGCAGGGAAAUGUUCCUGCUCCAGCUUCACUAUCAAAGGACCAGUGCUCCUGCUUUGCUAAUGCUAUUGAGCAAGAAGAAUCCAGAUUAGACUGGGGGGACUAAAGAGGGAUUUUCAUGGGUGUCCAUGAAAGAAAUGAAAGCAGUUCCUUGCAGACUUCCACCUCUAUUAGUAGAAUUUCCUUCAAAGAAAAAGUAAAGUUUUAACAUUAUGAAAUACUAUGAAAUGGUCUAGAAUGUCUCCUUGUAUCCUUUCAUCAAACAGAAGUAAUAAUAUGGGCAUAGGAACAGAAAUUCAGCUGUGUGUUUGGGAGCUUUUUCCUACCAGCUCUAAUUGUAGCAGAGAUCUGGAAAUUGUGUUAGAAGUCAGGCAUGAGUCAAAUUCGUCAUACUCUGGGAGGAAAAACAAGGCUAGCAGGCAUGAAUUCUCAUGUUCAGCUCAGCCGGUGGUGUUUGUGCUCUGAAAUAUUUUGGUCAAUGUCAGCGUCAACUUUUUUUCUGUAAUUACUUGAGUAAAAAUAAGCACAUGCCCUAGGUGGAGCAUUGCAUUUCAGACUUGAGCUCAACUGUGAUGCUGUUGAAGUGAAGGAGCUAGUUAUAAUAAGAAAAACACAGAAAACUGUGGAGCGGUUCAGCUGUUUGGAAAUGUGUGUGCUUAGAAGUGAAAUUGUUCAUUGGUAACUAAGUGAUGGUGACGGGGAGUGUAAAUCUAGAGUUGCAGCUCAUUUUAGUAGUGGGGCUGUUUUGAAAAGCUGUGUGGUUAAACCAGAAGAUGUAAUGGAGGAGUAUAACCAUCACCCCUGUGCCACUGGGAAAGGCAAGUAGUGAAGACAUCAAGUUAAAAAGAUAGAUGUUGCACUUCAGGCUUUCCAAAGAAAACAAAAAUAAAAUGAUCAUUCACAAGGCUUGAAAUGUUUUUACAAACCCUGCAUUUAAAAGGAAAAAAAAAAAGUUGCUAAAUGAAGGCAUUAGAACAGUGAGCUUUCUGUUUGUAUUUAUUUUAGCUCGGAACAUAAAUGAUUACUCAUUUUGUGGUGAACAGUCAUCUGCUGCUUGAUUUCACCUUUGGGUCCUCCUGUGCUGAAAGAGAAU
Molecule: messenger RNA, 3926 nt
Organism: Falco peregrinus (peregrine falcon)
Lineage: Eukaryota; Metazoa; Chordata; Aves; Falconiformes; Falconidae
Gene: LRAT
Product: lecithin retinol acyltransferase
Exons: 2
Coding region: 17-709 (230 amino acids)
Biological process (GO): retinol metabolic process
Molecular function (GO): phosphatidylcholine-retinol O-acyltransferase activity
Source: RefSeq, a predicted model, not a curated record